AUGCUCCAGUCUCUCCGCCUCGACGCCGCACUCGCGGUGCCGUCGCGCGCGGCCGUCCCCGCCUCCUCCUUCGUCCGGCCGCAAAUUAGCCUCCGGUCGAGCCGCGUCCUUAGCGGGCGGCGAGUGGCGGAGCGGUCCGCCGUAACUGCGCGCGUGCAGGCGGUGGCGGAGCUGUUUCCGUCCGUGGAGGGCGCGGAGGACGCGGGGGAAGCGGAGGAGGUCGACGCGCCUGCAGUGAAGGCGAAGACGGGGAAGAAGGCGCUUGUGUUCAAGAGGGACCAGACCCGGUCGAAGCGCUUCUUGGAGAUUCAGAAGCUGCGCGACCGCAACGGCGAGUACGCGCCGGUGGAGGCGCUGGAAAUCGUCAAGGCGACGGCUUCCGUCAAGUUUGACGAGUCCGUCGAGGCGCACUUCCGCCUCAGCAUCGACCCGAAGUACGCCGACCAGCAGCUGCGCGCCACGGUGUCUCUGCCCAAGGGAACCGGUCAGGUGGUUCGGGUUGCUGUGCUCACCCAAGGAGAGAAGCAGAGGGAGGCGACGGAGGCGGGUGCUGACGUGGUGGGCGCGGAGGAUCUGAUUGAGCGCAUUGCGGGCGGCUUCCUCGAGUUUGACAAGCUGGUUGCCACGCCUGACAUGAUGCCCAAGGUGGCGCGUCUGGGUCGUCUGCUGGGUCCACGUGGCCUCAUGCCCAACCCCAAGGCCGGCACCGUCACCACCGACCUUGCUUCGGCGGUGGUGGACUUCAAGGCGGGCAAGGUGGAGUACCGGGCGGACAAGACGGGCAUCGUGCACGUGCUCUUCGGCAAGGCCUCCUUCUCCAACGACGACCUCCUCACCAACCUCGUUGCCGUCGCUAACUCUGUGGAUGCGAAUCGCCCACCAGGCGCCAAGGGAGUGUACUGGAAGACAGCAUACAUCUGCGCUACAAUGGGCCCGUCUGUUCGUGUAAAUGUGUCUGCCUUGAGGGACUUCAAGCUGCCCACUGCCUCAUCCCUGUGUGUCCUGCGGAUCUACAUUCGGGGAGUUUCAAGCAGCGCAGUGCGCUCACGGCAGGCGGCAGGAUUUGAGAGGCGAAUGAAUGGAGCCUACCUUUCUGGGGCGCCUACGGCCCCCGUCCCCUCCCCUUUCCCCCCCCUCACUGGCUCGGAGCAGCGCAGUGUGUUCACGGUGGGCAGCAGCGUGUGGGUGCCGGACGAGGAGGAUGCAUGGGCGGAGGGCGAUGUGGUGGGCGUCAAGGAUGGCGCAGGGGCAGGGGCUGCGGGCGGGCAGGUGGUGGUGCGCACUAUAGGGAAGAAGAAACGCGAGGUGACGGUAGCAGCGGGUGCGUGUUACGCACGGGAGGAGGAUGGGGGAAUCAUGGACGACAUGGUCAAGAUGGCCUACCUGCACGAGCCAGGGGUGCUCUGCAACCUCAUGCUGCGCUACCAGCGCAACCUUAUUUAUACGUACACGGGCAGCAUUUUGAUUGCAGCAAACCCCUUCAUGCGCAUCCCAGGCAUCUACGACCGGGAGAUGAGGGAGGCGUACAGAGGGGCUCAGAUCGGUGACCUCAGCCCACACGUGUUUGCCAUUGCUGAUAAUGCGUACAGAGCCAUGGUGGACGAUAAGCGCAGCCAGUCGAUUCUGAUUAGCGGAGAGAGUGGGGCGGGCAAGACAGAGACGACAAAGCUGGUGAUGGAGUAUCUGGCAUCGGUGGGGGGACGGUCCGAGGCGACUGAGGGGCGCAGCAUUGAAAGCCAAGUGCUGGAGUCAAACCCAUUGCUAGAAGCCUUUGGCAACGCCAAGACAGUGCGCAAUGACAACUCGAGUCGCUUCGGCAAGUUCAUCGAGAUCCAGUUCGACCAGCGCGGCCGCGUGUCUGGUGCUGCCAUCCGCUCCUACCUUCUAGAGCGGUCCAGAGUGGUGCAGAUAGCAGACCCCGAGCGCAACUACCACUGCUUCUACCAGCUCUGUGCGGGUGCAUCCACUGAGGAGGCAGAGAAAUACCGGCUGCCACCAGGGCCGAACAGGGCGGAAAAGUUUCACUACCUGAAGCAGAGCAAGUGCAUUGAGCUGGAGGGGAAGCGCAGCAACGCAGAGGAAUAUGUGAUAACGCGGAAUGCCAUGGACGUUAUUGGGAUCUCCCAGGACGAACAGGCAUCGAUAUUCGGCAUAGUGGCAGCAAUUCUGCAUCUGGGAAACGUGGAGUUCAAGGAGAAGGGCGACAAGAUGCGGAUUGCCAAGCACUCGGAAGAGAACCUCGAGAACGUCGCCCACCUGCUCUCGUGUGACAAGAAGAAGCUGCAGGAGUCGCUGUGCACGAUGAAGCGCAAGGUGGGAGGCGAGGUGAUCAAGAGCUAUUUGGACGAGAAGGGCGCGGUUGUGCGCCGAGACACGCUCGCUAAGACACUCUACUCCAAGCUCUUUGACUGGAUAGUGGAGAAGGUGAAUCGGUCCAUUGGGCAGGACGCCAAUUCCAUGGCUCUCAUUGGCGUGCUUGAUAUUUACGGCUUCGAGCACUUCAAACUCAACAGCUUUGAGCAGUUCUGCAUCAAUCUGGCCAAUGAGAAGCUCCAACAGCAUUUUAACCAGCACGUGUUGAAGCUGGAGCAGGAGGAGUAUGAGAGGGAGGAGAUCAACUGGAGCUACAUCAACUUCAGAGACAACCAGGACGUGCUCGACCUUGUGGAAGGGGACAAGGGCAUUCUCACACUGCUCGAUUCAGCUUGCAAGCUAGCCCAGUCCACACCCGAGUCCUUCACCAUGUCUCUCUACGACGCCUUUCUGAAGCACGAGCGAUUCACCAAGUCCAAGGGCUCUGUCACGGAUUUCACACUGGAGCACUACGCAGGGCGAGUCAAGUACAGCACGGUGGACUUCAUCAGCAAGAACCUCGACGCCGUGGUAUCAGAGCACGAGGCGCUGCUGCAGAAGUCCACCGAUCCCUUUGUGGCCGCGCUCUUCCCCGCGGUUCAAGAGGAGGUGAAGGAGGGGGGCGGGAAGGGCGGCAAGGCCACCACCAAAUUCGCUUCUCUUGGGAAGUCGUUCAAACUACAACUGGCACAGCUGAUGGAGACGCUGAACCGCACAGAACCGCACUACAUCCGGUGUAUUAAGCCCAACUCCAAGAGCCGACCAGCGCUGUUUGAGAAGAGCAUGGUGGUGGAGCAGCUGCGAUCGGGGGGAGUGUUGGAGGCCAUUCGCAUGUGCUCGGCGGGCUACCCCACUCGCCGCCUCUUUGACGACUUUAUCGACAGAUUCUCGCUGCUCGUGCCCACCCUCUUUGACAAGGAGAUGUCAGACCCCGAGUACGUGGAGGUCAUUCUGCGCCAUGCCAAGCUGGAGAACUACCAGAUCGGCAAGUCGAAGAUAUUCCUGCGGGCGGGGCAGAUGGCUCUAAUGGAGACGUGCCGUCUCGAGAUAAUGAACGCUGCUGCUGCCCGCAUUCAGCGUGCCACGCGCCGCUUCCUCUUCCACCUGCACCGCGCCCGCGCCGCCCUCUGCAUCCAGAAGCUCUGGCGCGCCUACAAGGCACGGCUGUUUGUGUACCACCUGCGGCAGCGCCUGGCAGCAACGUGCAUCCAGAGAAUGGAACGGGGCCGGCAGCAGCGCAUGCGCUUCCUUGUGCUGCGACGGGCUGCAAUCACCAUCCAAGCCAAGUACCGCAUGCAUCUGUAUCGCAUGCGCUACCUGCACAUGCGGGAUAACCUUGCUGCCACCUGCAUUCAGUGUCACUGGCGCGGCUAUGCGGCUCGGAAGCCAUGGAAGGCCCUGCGGCAGUACUUCUUUGCACGCCUGGCCAGGCUGCGAUAUAAGAACCUCAAGCUGGAGGCGACUCGCAUUGCUGAGCUGGCGCCGCCACGCAAGAAGACGGAGGUAGCAAUGGAUACGAUUCGCAUGAUGGUGCUGCGCGUGCAACGAGACAAGGCAGAAAAGGGGCGGCAUGCGUUGGAACGCCAGCUGGUAGAAGCACGAGAGGAGGUGGAGCUGCGGGGUAGGGAGAUUGCGGCACGCGGCAGGGAGAUAGCUCGGCUGCAGGAGAUGCUGGAUGCGGAACAGGCGAGGGCAGAGCCUGCAGAGGGUGAGGCGAUCCAAUUCUCCUCCGUGCCACUCAUCCCUCUCCAUAUCACCCAUUCCCCCACUUCCCACACUUCCCUACCCCAGGACAAGGCAGAAAAAGGACGACAGGCGCUGGAGUGCCAGCUGGCGGAGGCAAGAGAGGAGGUGGAGCGGCGGGGUAGGGAGAUUGCGGCACGCGGCAGGGAGAUAGCUCGGCUGCAGGAGAUGCUGGAUGCGGAACAGGCGAGGGCAGAGGCUGCAGAGGCGGAGGUGAGGACGAUGGUGGCGGAGCGGGAGGAGCAGCGGGAGGAGCAGCAGCAGCACUUGGUGAAGAUGAAGGAGCUCUCUGUGCUGCCUGACGUGCUCAGCCAUACGCCCACUGCUGCUUCUGCUGCUGCUGCGGGGCCUGUACUGUGUGCUCGGUGUGCGGGGAGAGUGGAGGCAUCAGGAGGCAUUCCCGUGUCCCCUUCGUCCCUCCGCUCCCUUGCCUCUCCCUCCUCCCGCCGGCCUCCCCCGUUUGCUGUAUCUCCCAGGAGAACCCCUACUGCCGCUGCUAGAGAUGAGGCUAGGGUGUUUACCAGUGGCGCCGCCGCCGCCGCCGCCACUGCUGCUGCUGCUGCUGCUGCUGCUGCUGCUGCUGCCAGUGCUGCGUCUGUUGACCCGUAUGCUGACCAUGCAAGGAGGCCUGUGCAAGGCGAGGGCGAGGGAGAGGAGGGAGAGGAGGAGGGAGUGGAGGAGGUGAAAGAGGUGGCAAUGGAGGGGGAUAGGGAGAAGGAGUGUGUUGUCUUGGGGGUGGAGGGCGGCGCAGACAGGACGGCGCUUGCCAACCAUUUCCUGCCGCCCAUUUUGGAAAGAUCUGCACAGAGCGAGGCGGAUCUAGUGGAGGCAGAAGAGAGGGCCGGGAACAGAGGCAAGGACGGCAGUGGGGACGAGGAGCAGGAGGAGCAAGGCUCAGGCUGGCAGGUCCCCUCAGAGGACGGUGACUUAGACCACGACGGGGGCUCAGCAGCGGAGCAGGACAGAGGGCCCUUGAGUGCUGACCGGGGCCCUCUUAGUUCUGAGAGACCCAGGAGAAUGUCGGCUGGAGCAGGAGGGGGUGGAGGGGGAGGGGGGGCGGGAGGGAAGGAGUUUGGACGGUAUGGGAGUAGCUCGUUCCGGGGCUCGCCGGCCCGGGAGUUUGAGGGGGGGGCGCGGGUGGGGCGAGGGGAGGAGGGGUCGUGGAGUGGGAGGAAGCUGGGCGGAGUGGGGUCGAGAUCUGCCCGGAUCGGGGCUAGUGAGGCGUCACCGAGGGGAGGGGUUGGGAUGGGGAUGGGGACUCCGCCCACGCCUGGGACGAGUGGGGCGGGGACGCCGAGGGGGAAGAGUCUGACGUUUUCGGCGAGCAACUUUGAUAAGAUCCUUGCUAGCAUGCAGCGCGAAGUGGAGAUUGCACAGAAGAUGCGAGAGGAGAACAACUGGCUGCGAGCAGCCUACAAAGAGGCAGUGCACAAGGCAGAGGUGGCGGCAGCACUGGCGGGCGCAGAGAGGGCGCGGGCGGAGGAGGCGGAGAGGAAUGUGGCAGCAAGGGAGGAGGAGAUGCGGGAGGCCCUGGUGCGAUGCCAUGAGCUGCAGGAGAAGCUGCUCGGCAAAGCGCGGGAGGUGCGCACGCUGAGUCAGAGGCUGAUCGCCUUCCAGGCCAGCAUGGCCAACGCCAACCCCGCCAUGCCCAUCGACAAGCAGCAGGAGGUGCUACUGAACGAGAUCGCAGUCAGCCGCUUCCCCUUCGGUCCACAAGGCCAGCCAGUCGCAGCGUGUGUGGUGUUCCGGUCGCUGCUGCACUGGCGCACGUUCCAGGCGGAGAAGACCAACGCGUUUGACCGCAUCAUCGAGACCUUCCAGAUGGUCUCGCGCUCCGAUGACAUGAGCACGCUCAGUUACUGGCUCAGCAACCACGUUGUACUUCUGUACCUCGUGCAGGUGGGUGCUGUGGGAGAAAGGGGGACGGGAGAAGGUGGUAUGGUGGUGGGUGCUGGGGGGGAUGGGAGGGAAGGUGGCACGCAGGGGAGGUGCUACUGUGUGGCGCAGGUAGGUAAGCCUGAGCUGCUGGUUGGGGUUCCUGCUGGAAGGUUCCAGGCAGGGAUCAACGGCGAUAAGCUCAAAGGAGGCGCCAUGUUCGCUGUCUCUUCCAAUGACGAGUACAAGCUCUACGUGACCAUCGUGCUGCUCUACCGGGGCACCCUGAAGCCAGCAGCAACGCUCGCCGUCGUCAACGCCACGUCAGCUCAAACCACCAAGAUCCUGCUGGACUGCACGUGGACGCAGCCCAGGCCCAGCGUGCAGCUGUGCGAGUGGCUCAAUGACCUCCCUGUUACUGCCACCCCCACCCCCACACCUCCUGCUGACUCUGCCCCUACCUCCGCGCCUGACUCUUCUCCCACCUCUGCUCCUGAUUCUGCUCCUAACGUUACUCCUAACACUGCUCCAAACUCUGCUUCUGACUCUUCUCCUAACUCUCCUGAUUCUGCUCCUGACUCCCCUUUGGAUGCGGCCAAGAGCAUGCGUGCGGUGGCCUUUCCAGGCUCGCUCACGGUGGUGGCCCUGCCAGUCAUGAACAUAGUGGUCAAGGCGGUGUACAAGAUGCAGGUGGGGUCGGAAGGGGGGGAUUCUGCUGAAGCCGUGCUGCACUAUGCGCAGUGA
Closterium sp. Naga37s-1 is the source of this 6714-nucleotide messenger RNA. NCBI's taxonomy places the organism in Eukaryota, Viridiplantae, Streptophyta, Zygnematophyceae, Desmidiales, Closteriaceae. The record is from the annotation of a GenBank genome assembly.